AUGGCAUCUUAUUGGCAGUUCUGCUUCAUCAUUCUCUUGUGCGGAAAAGUACAGUGGAGACACGAUGACAUCCAGGUUGCUUCUGAAUCGUGCACUUCUACGAGUAGCUGUACAACUACAAUUCCCAAUCCAACAAAGUACAAGUUAAUGGGAGAUGACCGCAGCACAUCGCUUACAAUAAUCAAUUUGACGGCUGUUGACAAUGGGAGAUACACAUGCGAUUUUCUAAACAAAAGUGGAUUAUGGUCGGCUGAUGAGACAAUACAAGUACUAAAUCCAGCUCCGCCGUCGCAGGUCUCCAUUGAAAAUGCACAAUCAGGCAGCCCGAUUUCGAACUCCGCAACUAUAAUAGUAACUUCUGGAGAACCGUAUAACAUUACAUGCAAUACUUACCAGGCAAGACCUCCCGCAGUACUGACUUGGCUUAUACCAGAUGAUGUGAUCUUUUAUGUCCACGGUCAGUCUGAUACAAUUCAAGGGAACAAGUAUGUGUCAAGGAAAACAGCUGCCAUCACACCCUCUACGAAUGACCAAGGAAAGGUUCUGCGCUGUGAAGCAUCACAUCCCAAACUAGUCACCAACUUGCAAAGUUCAGUGUACCUGAGUGUUCAUGUUCUACCGUCGAGCAUGACCCUCUUUCAAAGUGGAAUUGACAAGGACAACGAUUUUGGACAAGCAGCCAUUUACGUUCAAGAGGAUUUUCCCUCGUCAAUAACCUGCAAAUGCAUUGGAUCAUUCCCAGCAGUUGAAUUUUUAUGGAAACUUGGUAGUUCUACCAUUCUUCGAGAUAAUAUUAGUCUUCAAAAACAAAAUAAUGCGUUAGACAACACUUUGUUCGACACUAAAAGUAUCAUCGCAUUUAUUCCAGAGAGAAAGCACCACGGAAAAUUCAUCCAAUGCUUUGCAAGCUUAGGAAGCUAUUCGAAACGGAGGUUUGCCAAAGUCCUGGUUAAAGGUACACCUGACAGUAUACAAAUUGCUUUCCUUGGAGAUGCUACGCUGGAGGACGGAAUAGAAACCAACGUAACCUGCAGGGCACUAAACGGAUACCCUGCUCCAUUAAUUCAUUGGUACAUUGGAUCGAGAAACAUCACGAAAGACUCAUCUCUUCAGAAUACAGUCAAUGCUGUUGACCGAUACGAUGCUGAAAGCAUUCUGAUAUUAGUUCCAAAUUGGCAUGAUCAUGGGAAGCGUCUUCUUUGCCAGGCAGUUCAAACUACGGCAAUUUCAAGCAUGUCAAUAAACGAAAGCCUCAUCUUGUACAUAUCAUACUCGCCCAUGGUCUCCAUUAGUGCUCGACGUCUUACUUCACUGAAGUCAAAUACAGCAAGUAUGGCUAUGGAAUUCGUGCUGACAUGUAGAGCAGAUUCCAAUCCAUCUGCCGUUGUCUUUGAAUGGUUCAGUGAUGAAGCUAUUGUUUUCAAUGACACCAGUAACAUGAAACUCCACGAGAAUAACCCAGAACAAACAGAAAGAGAGACCGUAACUACUAGUGACCUGAUGAUUCGAAGCCGACCCUCUGAACAUCCAUCUAUUUACAGUUGCACUGCUAUAUCCAGAUAUGGGUUAGGAUCAGCAGUUUUCAAUUCCUCGUUAUUUCGUAAGUUGAACCGUGAUUGUAUUUUGAUUUUGGAUAUUUUGUUUUCUAAAGUAUUAAUGAUUGAAUGAUUAUAAGAACUAUAUAAGUUGGUUUAAAAUACAUACAGGCUGUCACCAAUGGGUGAUAUUUCCUCACAUUUAAUGAAAAUAGUAAAUAAAAAACAUAAUGAAUUAUGGUUAAAGAAAAUAAUAAUUUUUGUGAUAUUAAACUGUUACUCUAUCAUUUGAUUGUUUUUUGUGUACGCCUUUUCACAUAGUUAUCCCAGAUCCACCUGCCUGGCUCAUCGUUGAUCAAAACCAGACAAGAUAUUCAUCUAUUGUCGUUGCCUGGCAACCAGGAUAUACAAUCGGAUUACGGAAAUAUUGCUCAAACUGAAUCGAACAAAAAAACUUCUAAGAAUGCAGGGAAUCAGAUGAAUAAACGUAUUAUAUGUAUAAUGCAUGAAUGUGUGCAUAAAAGGCCCGAAACUAUAUUCACAUUUUUAUUGUAUUUCGAUAUUUUACUUCCGUGACGGAAAAGCAAAAGCUUUACCUAUGCAUUAAAAAUGUUACAUGUGUAUUACAAUAAAUAUUUGUUAUAAUAAAUCAUAAUGUCUACCAACGACUAGAUAACUGUUUCCCCGGAUUGAUUUUUUUCCCGCGGCUUUUGCAUCGGGGUACUUAGUGUAAUUAUCAUUAUUUAUUGUAUAUUUUCAGUGUACAUUUUAACUCGGUGGCCCCUUUUUAUAAGCUCCGCUUUUUCCGGGGUCACGAAACCUUCAUUCAAUUGUUAUAUUUGUAUGCAUUUAUGUAAUUGUUUGUACCUGAUGAUGGUUGAAUAAAUAAAUUGAAUU
Messenger RNA from Lytechinus pictus (painted urchin), 2432 nucleotides. RefSeq names its product synaptogenesis protein syg-2-like. Lineage: Eukaryota; Metazoa; Echinodermata; Echinoidea; Temnopleuroida; Toxopneustidae. The transcript is spliced from 6 exons. The coding region runs from base 1 to 1668 and encodes 555 amino acids. The record is from RefSeq and is a predicted model, not a curated record.